AUGGAGACCAAACUGAUUGCGUUAACAUCAAUUAAGCGUAUAACCCAGGGCGGGGCGACGUACGAGUGGGGGUGGAAACUGCAGCCGGGAGACGCCGGCACGGUCGGCCAUUACUAUGUCAAACUGCCACAGUCAGAACAGCGCGUCAAGUACACAGCCGACGACACCGGCUACCACGGAGCGUUAGCUGUGAACUCUUCAGUGUACACUGCCAAGUUCGCUCUGGGAGAGAAGGCGUUGCAACUCGAUUCUCAAGAGGAAACUCCAAGUUAUCAAAACGUUCCAGAGCAGAACUUGGCUCCGCCUAACGGAAAUGCACUCAGCACUCCGCAGUCACCAGUAGAAAUAUACCUUCUACAGCAGCAAUAUCCACAACAAGACCAAUUCCAAAUCCUACCUACUACUGCUCCAGUACAAUACACGCCCGUACCAUACAACUUCUUUACAACACCCUUGUACACUAUACAAACGCAACAUCCUGUCACUAAAGACUCCAAAAAUAAAGGCUCUGAGCCUCUUAAACAAGAGGAACCGAAUGAGCAAACGAGCUACUCAGACUCAGUCGUAACAGUUUUCAAAGAUCACAACUGCACAAACGAAGAUCAUGUUGAUGAUCAAAAGAAAACUAUUUUAGUCGCGGAAACACCAAAUUAUGAUGUUCAAAAUAUAAACGGCAAUUUUGGUGCUAAAGACCAGACUGAACGACCUUUAAGUUAUAAAGGAGCUGUGCAUUUUAGAGUAGAGUCGCCAAGAGAAAACGCUAGAAGUGAAAGAUAUUAUUUCACUACUGUCGCUACUCCUACAAUAACAGAAAACUCCAUUGAAUCUCAAGACGAUGGUAUUUCCAAACUUGUAGCAUCUACGCAAGAUUUGAUAUCAAAUGACGACUUAUUAAGAAUCAACCAUGCAGCUGAAAAACAGGCUAAUAUACAAAAUGAUGACUUGAUCAAACCCAGAUUCAAUCUCCAAUCUGAGCAAUCUAGAUACUAUAAUACUGAUGGUAACAGAAUUACAGUACAGGCAAAAAUAGAAAAUAUACUAAAAAGCGAUGUGGAACAUGCUGAAAAUGAUGAAUCCAAGGAAAGGAUUUUACAAACUAGUUCAAACGAGUACAAAUUUGCUUCACCUAUAGUUGUGCAAGAUAACUAUGAUAAAGAUAACGUAGUUAACAAUAUCGUAUCAACAGUGGCACCGUAUUUACAAGAUGGUUAUGAAGUUAUGAGUGUAAGAAAAAGUAAUACAGAACAAGAAACUGAGAGAAAUACCAGCGGAGAGACCGUCGAAGUUACUCCAAGGCCAAUCGGUCCAAAAUAUCUAGCACCUAUAACUGUUGCUCUGCGUUUACUUAAUGCCAACGAUACAGAUUACAAUUCAUUGGAAGAUUUUGCAGGUUCUGAUAGUGAAAUUAUCGAAGAAACUAUUGAAAGUCCGAGAAAAGAGAAGACGAUAGUCGAGGUUCAACAAUCUAUUCCCGUGUCCAUUACACACAUUAAUGAUGUUGAAGUUCAUGAAUAUUUAGAAGAAGGAAGAAGCAAUAAUAAGGGCUCUUUAGAUUCAGCGGAGUAUUACAACAAAUAUAUGGAAGCUUUGCCUUCUUCAAAAACGCUUCAGAACAAUUUGAAUGAAAUACUUUACAGAAUGGGACUGAAAAAACGAAAAAAUAAUGAGAAGGGCGAUAGAAAUGACGAAUCUAAAGACAACUUGGAAUCCAGUGAAAACGUACGGAGUGAAGUUGAAGUAAAACCGGAUGGAAGCAGCAACCAGAGAAGCGAAUUAGUGCAUUAUUAUAAUGAAUACGGACAAGGUAAUGAGAAGGUUAUUCAACCGAUUAUAAUAGAAAAAGAAGUUCCAGUUACUCAAUAUGUAGAUAGAUUUAUAGAGAAGAAAGUCCCUUAUCCAGAACAAGUUCAAGUUAUCAAGGAAGUGGACAGACCAGUGCCUGUUCCGGUACCGUAUGAGAAAAUUGUAGAAAAACCAAUUGAGGUUACAAAGUAUGUUGAUAAACCCUAUCCUGUAGGAGUUUUACAGCCUUUCCCAGUUCACAUUAGAGUUCCAUUUCCGAUCGAACAAAAGAUUUUCAUAGACCGACCGAUCCAUAUACCAUUUCCAGUGGAGAAACUUAUUGAAAAGCAAAUAAUUCAUCAAGUGCCUGUUCCAACUCCCGUAGGUAUACCUAUCGAAGUUCCAGUCGAACAGAAAGUGCUAUAUCCUAUACCUAUUGAAACGCCUAUACCUGUUCCAGUAGAAAAACCAGUUCACAUUGAAAAGGUUAUUCAUAAACAGGUCCCUGUGCCUUAUCCGGUUGAAACUAAAGUGCCUUACCCCGUCGCGGUUGAGACAAAAGUACCAGUUCCGUAUCCAGUGGAAAAAGCAAUCCCUGUCCCUGUGGAGAAGAUCGUUGAAAAACCAGUGACUGUCACGCAAGUUGUCGAAAAACCUGUUCAUAUUCAAGUGCCUGUUCCACAUCCAGUACCAAUAGAAGUGAGAGUGCCACAACCUUAUCCAGUCGACAGAAUUGUUGAAAAGAAGGUUCCGUACCCAGUGCCUUACGACAGAAUAGUCGAGAAGAAAGUCAAUGUACCGUACCCCGUUGAAACUGUGGUCGAAAAGAUAGUUGAAAAACCUGUAGUUGUUACUAAGUAUGUAGAUAAACCUUAUCCGGUUGAAAAGAGGGUACCAUAUCCUGUUGAAAAAAUUGUAGAGAAAAAAGUACCUUACCCUGUUGAAGUCCCCAUAGAAGUCAGGGUACCUUAUCCAGUGGAGAAAUUUGUUGAAAAACAUGUACCAAUAAAAGUGCCAUAUCAUUACUUGAAAUCUGAAAAGGCAUUGUACAAUUACGGUAACGCAUACGGGCACGCAGAGCAAUCGCAAAAUGUUCCGCAAUUCGUCAAAUACUUUGAGAAACCAAACAUGAAACUACAGGAACAAAAGCAGAAGGAACAACAACUGCAGAAUCAACAGUUGCAACAGCAAAAACAACAAGAAAUAAACCAACAACAUCAGCAAGAAAUAAAUCAACAGAUAAACAACCAACAGAUGCAACAACAAAUACAGAAACAGGAGAAUUUGCUACAACAAUACAGAAAUUUGAAAUUUUUACCACAGUUGAUACAAUCACAGCAGUGGGGCAAGCAGUACGCGUCAUCAUAUCAGUACAUUAACAGCACGCCUAAAUUCGAAACGCAACAGUUCAAACAAACCCCAGCUUUGAACAAUUAUUUAUCUUACUUAACGAACAAUCCCAAUCCAUUUUAUUAUUACGGACCACCGCCUACAAAACAUUAUGAGCAAUUGUGGGAGAAAAAUCAAAAUCAUGACCCUAAAUUGCGAAGGACUGAUAGAACUUUGGUGACUAAUUUACGAAUCGAAUAUGGAUUCAAACCGCCUCUGAUUCCAAGUAUAGAAGUUGAUUUAGAUGGGAUACCAAUAAAGAGGGACAAAUGA
Amyelois transitella is the source of this 3444-nucleotide messenger RNA. RefSeq lists its product as uncharacterized. Bases 1 to 3444 code for a protein of 1147 amino acids. The transcript has 4 exons. NCBI's taxonomy places the organism in Eukaryota, Metazoa, Arthropoda, Insecta, Lepidoptera, Pyralidae. The record is from RefSeq and is a predicted model, not a curated record.